Molecule: messenger RNA, 2937 nt
Organism: Aphanomyces astaci
Lineage: Eukaryota; Oomycota; Saprolegniomycetes; Saprolegniales; Verrucalvaceae
Exons: 4
Coding region: 31-1653 (540 amino acids)
Source: RefSeq, a predicted model, not a curated record
CAAAUUGUGACGGUUGUGCGAAUUGCUGGCAUGGAGGUAGCGCGCACGACAAUUCCGGGGCUGAGCUUCCCGACGGACCUCCUCUUCAACCUAGACGCUGUGCGGAAGCAUUGCACCGCCGAUCUUGCCACACACAAUGCAUGCUUGAGCAUGUUGAAAGGUCGCAUGCAGCUCGAACACUACUACGCGACGGAAUUAGCGCGUCUAGCCGACCAGUUCAAGAUUGACGACGAGGAUGACAGCAACGACCCUGUCGGCGCGGAACUUGGUGCAAUAGAUGGCAAGCGCGGUGCAGACGACGAUGACGGCGACGGCGGAAACGACAGAACUUCGCGAUCGAGCACCCUCAAAGAAGCGUUGCGGGGCUUGAGGGCGCAGUACACAAACACAAGCGUGCAGCACAAAGCCCUGGCGGCGAAUCUGGACGAAGACGUGUAUCAGCCCAUGCAUACGUUGUACAAGUACUUGGUCAAGAAGGAAUCCAAGUUGACGGUGUGCACGACGCGGGUGCGCAAGCAAACGAAGGCCUUCGAAGAACACUACCGCAAACAACAUAUCAAGUUCGACAAACACUUCAAAGACGCGUCGACUACAUAUGCCCAGGCCAUGGACGUCGGCAUCGCCCGGGAAAUCAUCCACAACCAAUACCUGGCCUCGCCAGUGCACCUCCGCCCACAUGAAAAGCACCAUCCUGACAAGCGAACCACUCCGCCACCUACCCAUUCUCUGGACCCAGCAGCUACAAGUGAUGCCGUUAGCAGUCCCCAGCACUCACCCGAAUUGAUCACUACGAUCGGCACUCCUGCUAAACCACCCCCUCCUUCUUCCCCCCACAUUACCGUGUCGGAUGGUACCGGCAACACAUCUCGGCCUCGGAGCACCUCGAUGAGUCGGUCUACGCUAGACGGUACCAAGCUCGUGAGCUGGCUAUUGCCCAGUGGUCAGCAAAAGAAAGACAACUUGCUCAUCACAUCCGUGAAAGCCAUCGAGACGGCCGAAACGUCGCGCCACGAGUGCCGCGUGGCGUGGAAUGGGUUUGAAGACGCACGGGUUGCACUAUUCCGGUCCAUCCAGUCCAUCUUAAACGAUUACCAACAUAUGGCCGAAUACAGCAUUUCGAAUCUCACGGCAAGUCUGCGCAAACAUGUCAUCUUUGAAUCGUCUGCCCUCGCCAACUCGCAGUACGAUUGGCAGAUGCUGGCAACCGUCAUGGAAGCCGUGGACGCCGAGCGAGACAUUCGGGCCUUCAUCGUAGCCAACCAGCGCAUGGUGGUACCGUCCAUGACAGUCAACGACUUGUGUCGUGCCGACAACUUGCCGCUUCCUCCGUCCUCCGCGCCGUUGGCGUUGGCCGACAUCACGACGCGCAAGUGUCCUGUGGAUGUCACGGGGAACACGCACACGGUGUAUGGCUGGCUCACCACUCGAUCGCAGUCUUGUCAAGCGAAGGGCAAUUUGCCCUUGGUCGUGUCCACUGUCACAGCCAAGGCGCUGCUGGCGGCGCUAGAGGCGGACCAGCCAACUAGAGGUGAUGACAAGCAACCUGAAUCGACUGGCGAGCGAGGGGACGUGUACGAGGCAACCAAGGCGCUAGUGGAUAUGGGGGGGCCCCAGUCAAACGACGACAACGGAUGCUGCGAAGAUCAGUGCUAAGACUAUAUAUUUAAGCAAGUUUAUGACCGGUACAAUACUGCUGAGCUGCUGACAUUCGUGGUGUUCUGACUACCACGCGAUCAUAGCAAAACUAGUCCAUUUCGCCGUUACAUGUGAAGCAUGAUCCCCCAAAAUGUGCAAAUUUGGGUGAAUACAGUAUGUAUAACCUACCAUUUACACAGCAGGCGACCCUUCAUACUUUGUCACACUAAGCACCUCGACCACUGACACCCCAACGUAGCAUGUAAACCAUUGAAAUCCGUUUCGAUUAAUCAAGCGGGGGGGUCGGGAGGACAAACGCAUGGAGCUCGUCGAGGAAUUGGGGCAAAUAUCGCGUGUCGUGGGAGAAGAAAUGAUCGGCGCCGUCGUACACGAUCAACUUUGAGGCGGGGGCGGAGGCAGCGGCGAGCCAGACUGCGUCCGAGUCGCGGUGAUCCUUGGAGCCGUUGAUAAACAGCACUGGACCACGGUACUUCUUGAGGGCUUCCGCUGGAUUCGUGGCUUUGAGAAUGGCAAUCUGGGCCUUGGACUGGUGAAAGAAGAACCCGCAUUUCUUGAUGUCGUUCUCAAUCAUGUCACGAUCCAAGUGGCCGUUGGCUUGCACUUGGUCGUGCAUGAGUUUGAGCAGUGUGGCCGCGCUGAAAGUCGAAGACACCCAAUCCAGCACAAUCAGCCCCAGCCCAGCCGCCCACCCACGGUUCACGCCGACGUUUUGACCGCACAUGAGGAUCACGGCCUUGGAGAACAUUGUUGGGUGCUGCCCCAAUAACUCCAUGCCAAUGUAGCCACCGAGGGAUCCACCGACAUACACUGGCGCGACGUCACCCCGCCACGUGCCGGCUAGCGCCGCGCCUUCCAAGAUCACCGCGAUGGCAGAAUCCAGCGUCAGCAGCUCGUCCAUGCGACUGCCGUGGCCAGGCAAGUCCACCAACACGCAGCGCACGUUGACCGCCGCGAGUGACUUCGCGUGCGGAAUGAACAUGCUGCGACACCCGCCGCCCCCGUGCACAAGCACCACCGCGGGUCCGGCGCUCUCUUGGAUGGACGGACCAAACACCUCGACGUGUUGGGUCAUGUCCAGCGCCCAUUUCGAAGUAAAGCAUGCCUUGCACAUGGACGAGAUCGUAGUCGGGUCCGUGUACAGGGCAAAAUCGAGACAUGUCGCGCAGCACACGCGGGAGCAGAGUGCGCAGGCGGUGCCACGAUUGAACCAAGCACCCAGGUGCUUUUGGCAGUCGGGGCACACGGAAGGCGCAGGAGUUGACAUGCCGCGUUGGAUAUGAA